AGGUAACGUAACCCUGAAACGAAUGCGAUAGAAGCGUCCUCGAAUCUGAAUCAGAAACGGUGUAUGGAAUAACUUGACUUUAAUCCAAGAACAUAUCAAAAGAUACAUUGAAGAUACACAAGGGAUUAUACAACGAAACUCAUCAUUGAGGCAUAUUUAUUUAAGGACAAUUCUUAUAAAUAAACGUUGAGUAACAUUGAUCUUUGAGUCCUAAAACUAUGAGUAAUGUGAGAGCAUCGAAAUCUGGUUUGAGUAGGGACACGCAUAAAAAGAUCCAGUCCAAAUAUGACAAAGUAUUGGCCCUAGAAUGUCUAGAAUGGUUGCGUGAAACAGCAAACGAAAGUUUGGAAGAUGGCGACUACGAACUUGAGUUCGACACAGAUGGAUCCCCGGGAGAACUGUACAAUAUUUUAAGAGAUGGUUGUGUCCUUGCAAGGGUGAUUAAUUCACUUAUGCCGUGUACUAUACCACACAAAAAGUAUGCUAUUCCGUCCAAGCUUGCCUUCAAACACAUGGAGUUAAUAGAACUGUUCAUCAUUGGUUGCAAAGAGUUCGGAGUAUCAGACCAUGACGUGUUUCAGACGUGUGAUCUGUACGAACAACAAAAUCUACCACAAGUCCUGACGUGUAUACAAGCCCUAGGGAGGAAGGCGAGAUCAAAGGGAUUCUCGGGAAUCGGCCCUAAAGAAUCCGAUGAGAAUCGUCGCAUAUUCUCCGACGAACAGGUUAUACAAGGGAAACAGGUGAUAUCUCUACAAAUGGGCAGCAACAAAGGCGCGAGUCAGGCGGGAAUGACAUUCGGAAAACAGAGAAUGAUUUUGGAUUGAACAAAAAUCUUGUAAUGAAAUAAACCGAUUGUUUCAAAUAAACAUUUAAAACAAAAGUAACUGUGUCAGAUAAGAACAACAAAUGGGAGAGGAAAAAGAAGAUAGUUGUUGGAGGAAUAAUAUGUUACAAAUAAAUUAUUGCAUUAAAAUUAAUAUUGCAUGUUUCAAAUUGUUUGAGAUAAAUGACACUCAAUAGCAGCAAGCCGUAGACGUAAUAGUAGGUACUAUACUGUAGUUGCUAUAUUCCACCAAGCAACGAUAAGCAUGAUAUAGAAUUAAACAUAGAAUAGUUGACAUGCAGUAGUGACAUCUACUUUUUGGUUGAUUAUAAUUUUGUUUAAAUUGACAAGUGUUUUGGCAAAAAAUAAGAAUCGUAUAUAGAAAGGAGCUCUUUUGUGCAAACGAUUCAAGGAA
Owenia fusiformis is the source of this 1241-nucleotide messenger RNA. NCBI's taxonomy places the organism in Eukaryota, Metazoa, Annelida, Polychaeta, Sabellida, Oweniidae. The record is from the annotation of a GenBank genome assembly.